Molecule: messenger RNA, 1445 nt
Organism: Punica granatum (pomegranate)
Lineage: Eukaryota; Viridiplantae; Streptophyta; Magnoliopsida; Myrtales; Lythraceae
Source: RefSeq, a predicted model, not a curated record
GAGGACAUGAGCUCUCCGACAAGACGCGAACAUGAAAAACAACGAACUCCUUCGCUAUACAAACCCCUCCGACUCACCGCCCGAAACAUGAACAGAGAUCACCACACAUCACAUUUACAGCACAGAGAUUCAACUCCAUGGCAAUCAUGGCUGCUGCCUCUCCCUCCUCUUCCAUUUAUCACCGAGUCUCGUUCUCCCCGAAAUACCCAGCUGCCCUUUCCCGCGAUUUUCACCACCGCCCAAGACUCCUCCGGCUCGGCUCUCCCCGGUUACGGGCUUCCACGGCCGUGCGGGCGAGCUCCGCUGUUGCUGACGUCGAGAAACCGGAGCUAGCCACCGAACAGAGCCAGACUCUGGAUACUGAAAUAUUCUCGUGUCCGAUCUGCUACGAGCCACUCAUAAGAAAAGGCCCGCCAGGUCUAAACUUGAGAGCUGUCUAUAGGUCGGGGUUCAAGUGUGAGAAAUGCGAUAAGACUUAUUCUAGCAAAGACAACUAUCUUGAUCUCACUCUCAUAGCGGGGCUGAAGGAAUACAAUGAAGUCAAACCAGUUGGGACCGAACUGUUCAGGAGCCCACUUGUAUCAUUUUUAUACGAAAGAGGUUGGCGACAAAACUUCGACCGAAGUGGCUUCCCUGGUCCUGAUGAAGAAUUUGAAAUGGCUCAAAAGUACUUUAAACCUGCAGAAGGUGGACUUCUAGUUGAUGUUAGCUGUGGGAGUGGUCUUUUCUCGAGGAGAUUUGCCAAAUCAGGAACUUAUUCGGGAGUUAUCGCCCUUGAUUUCUCUGAGAACAUGCUCCGUCAGUGCUAUGAUUUCAUCAAAAGCGAUGCCUCUGUAAUGGACACGAACCUCGCUCUCGUGAGAGCUGAUGUCGCGAGACUUCCCUUUGCAUCAGGCUCAGUUGAUGCAGUACAUGCUGGUGCAGCUCUGCAUUGCUGGCCAUCACCUUCUAAUGCCAUUGCAGAGAUCACCCGUGUUCUGCGUAGCGGGGGAGUGUUCGUUGGGACCACCUUUCUUCGGUACACUCCAUCUACUCCGAGAAUCUUAAGGCCAUUGAGACAGGUUUUUCUGACAAACUACAACUACCUGACGGCGGAGGAGAUCGAGGAUGUGUGCACAUCGUGCGGCCUCACCAAUUACACAAGCGAAAUUCGGCAAUCCUUUAUCAUGUUCUCCGCUCAGAAGCCCUGAGACAGUAAUCAGCUUUUUGAGCCAUUCAUAAACACCAUAUUAUAUGCUUUCCUCCAUAAUUCGUUCUUAUCUCUAUCGAUUGUUAAUGACACUCGGCUUAUUAAUGUACAACACAUGAAGACCACAGGACACUGAGAGCUGGGCAUAUCUUAAAAUGUUGUAAAGUCUUGCCUUUCCUCUUAUGCUAAUAAUAUAUGUACUCUCUGCUUACUUUUUGCUGGUGAUUUUCAAUAAAUGGAGAGAUUUGUAUCCUAA